Messenger RNA from Sinocyclocheilus grahami, 703 nucleotides. RefSeq names its product U1 small nuclear ribonucleoprotein A-like. Gene Ontology annotation, molecular function: RNA binding. Lineage: Eukaryota; Metazoa; Chordata; Actinopteri; Cypriniformes; Cyprinidae. The record is from RefSeq and is a predicted model, not a curated record.
AUUGUAAUUCGUGAUUAAAUUAAUUGACAAGCGAACUCACUAACGUUAGCUCCCGUUUGAAACAACUAGAAUCAUGAGGAACCACGAGAUGCGUUUAAAUCACACUAUUUACAGCAACAACUUGAAUGAAAAGAUCAAAAAAGAUGAACUGAAGAAGUCGUUGUAUGCUAUAUUCUCCCAGUUUGGACAAAUUCUGGACAUUCUUGUUUCACCUACGCUGAAGAUGAGGGGUCAGGCCUUUGUGAUCUUCAAGGAGAUCAACAGUGUUUCCAAUGCACUCCGCUCUAUGCAAGGCUUCCCAUUUUAUGAUAAACCUAUGUGGAUUCAGUAUGCAAAGCAGGACUCCGAUAUUGCAAAAAUGAAGGGCACAUAUGUGGAGCGAGACCGUAAGAAAGAGAAGAAAAAGACUAAAGCCCCUGAUGCAGGUGCUGGGAAAAAGGCUUCUGCUGCUAUGGCCGGGGUACCAGCAGCCAUGCCUGGAAUACCACCCAUGAGCCAAGCCCCUCGCAUGAUGCCAAUGCCCGGUCAACCUCCCUACAUGCCUCCUCCUGGUAUGGCACCUGGGCAGAUGCCUCCAGGUGCUAUGCCUCCAGGUCAGAUGAUGCCAGGACAAAUGCCUGGCCAGAUGCCACAGCAGGUAUGCAAUAAAAAUAAGUCGCCUACACUCUUAAAAAUAAAGGUGCUUCAGCAGUUAUUGAUAUGA